GUGCAGGUUAGAUCUCCGUGGCAUCGCUUCAUCGAAUUUCGAUCCCCAAGCCCGGCCCCCGGACCGCCAUGAGACAUACAAAUCACCUAUUUGUAUUCCUGGCGAUCGCAAUAUUUUCCACUUCUCUCAGCCAGGCGGAAAAGCUGAAGUCGAAUGUCAGACGGACCUCGGGCCUGGUCCCGUACCCCAGGAUCGGUCGGAACUCCGAGAUGGUCGGAUUCUCGAGAUCCGAUCGCGCAGCCGGAUUGUUGCAUUUCCCGAGGGUCGGUCGAUCCGAUCCGGCAACUUCGAAUGUUAAUUUCAACUGGUACCGUGAUCCGGAGAACGACGCGGAUCUGCAGUUUUAUAACGUGCGCGACUUGAAGCUGGAUGCCGGCCUUGAUCAGGAUUACGAAGGAUUCACCGGAAGAUCGAGGAACAAGAACGCGAGGGACCAAUGGAUCAUGCCGGAGCGUCCGCACGCGGACCAUCGACCAAUGCAGAAGAUCGAUGAGCCGAGGCCGCUGUUCGCCGGCUUGCAAGCUUUCCGACCGAUCGUUGCAGGUCCCCGGAACAGCCAGCUGGCCUUGAACGAUUACACACCGAGACUGGGACGAGAAACUGAAUUUUAACGAGCUUUUCGCCAGCGAGACUACCGAGUUCACGCGGUGCGAGACUUCGUCGGCCGGACGGUCCUCGUCAAUUCGCACCAGCUACGAACAAUGUUAACCUUUGUACAGAAAGCGGCAAAUAGAUUCUCUGUGCACAAAU
Molecule: messenger RNA, 750 nt
Organism: Nomia melanderi (Alkali bee)
Lineage: Eukaryota; Metazoa; Arthropoda; Insecta; Hymenoptera; Halictidae
Product: CAPA peptides
Source: RefSeq, a predicted model, not a curated record